UCCCAGCGCCGCUCGGAGCUAGCCGGCAGCGCCGUGGCGGAGGGAUACGGAGCGCCGUAUAUAUACCGCCGGGCGCAGCCCCGCACUUCGGCAGUGGUGCUGGGAGCCUCGCGGGCGCGGCGCCGUUACUCACAGUAGGGCGGCGGCAGCGGCACAGCGCUGAGCGCACAUCGCGCCUUAGCAGCAGCAGCGACAGCAGCGGAGGCACCCCCCGCCGUCACAGCCCCUGCGCUGGUGCAGCCACCCUCGCUCCCUCUGCUCUUCUUCCCUUCGCUCGCACCAUGGCUGAUCAGCUGACCGAAGAACAGAUCGCUGAGUUCAAGGAAGCUUUCUCCCUAUUUGACAAAGAUGGCGACGGCACCAUCACAACAAAGGAACUGGGAACUGUCAUGAGGUCACUGGGUCAGAACCCAACAGAAGCUGAAUUGCAGGAUAUGAUCAACGAGGUGGAUGCUGACGGUAAUGGCACCAUUGACUUCCCGGAAUUCUUGACUAUGAUGGCUAGAAAAAUGAAAGAUACAGACAGCGAAGAAGAAAUUCGCGAGGCAUUCCGAGUCUUUGACAAGGAUGGCAACGGUUACAUCAGUGCGGCAGAGCUUCGUCAUGUCAUGACCAACUUAGGGGAGAAACUAACAGAUGAAGAAGUAGAUGAAAUGAUCAGAGAAGCAGAUAUUGAUGGAGAUGGGCAAGUCAACUAUGAAGAAUUCGUACAGAUGAUGACUGCAAAAUGAAGGCCUACUUUCAACUCCUUUCCCCCCCUUCUAGAAGAAUCAAAUUGAAUCUUUUACUUACCUCUUGCAAAAAAAAAAAAAAGUUCAUUUACUCAUUCUGUUUCUAUAUAGCAAAACUGAAUGUCAAAAGUACCUUCUGUCCACACACACAAAAUCUGCAUGUAUUGGUUGGUGGUCCUGUCCCCUAAAGAUCAAGCUACACAUCAGUUUUACGACAUAAAUACUUGUCCUACCUUAAUGAUAAGGAAGCACCUAGUGGACUCCUCGCAGUUCCAUUUGCUCAUGAUUAAUACACUGGGCUGGCCAGUUUUUCAUGCAUGCAGCUUGACAAUUGAGCACAGUCAGGCAUUUGUAUUAAAAACGAAAAAUGAAAAAAAUUUAAAACUUCUUCAAAUGGGUUCUAGUUCAAUUUGUUAGUAUAAAUUGUCAUAGCUGGUUUACUGAAAACAAACAUUUUAAAUUGGUUUACCUCAGGAUGCUGUGCAGAGAAAUGGGUGAAGGAUAAGCUGUCUAUACGUAGCCCCACUUAGCAGGACGGCCCUCUCGUACUUCUGGGUGCCCCCACCCUUGGUGACCAUGACACUCGUCUGGGUGGCAUGCCACACAUGUUGGUUUAGCGUUGUCCGCGUUGUCCUGGAGUGACAUGGGUGUCAGGCUGUCACCAUUCACACAAAUUAAACAACAACAAAAAACCUUUACCAAGGGAGCAUCUUUGGACUCUCUGUUUUUAAAACCUCCUGAACCAUGACUUGGAGCCAGCAGAGUAGGCUGGGGCUGUGGACUUCAGCACAGGCAUCAACAUUGCUGAUCAAGGAAUUACAAUUUACGUCCAUUCCAAGUUGUAAAUGCUAGUCUUUUUUUUUUUUUUUCCAAUAAAAAAAGACCAUUAACUUAAA
Molecule: messenger RNA, 1627 nt
Organism: Lontra canadensis (Northern American river otter)
Lineage: Eukaryota; Metazoa; Chordata; Mammalia; Carnivora; Mustelidae
Gene: CALM1
Product: calmodulin 1
Exons: 6
Coding region: 282-731 (149 amino acids)
Molecular function (GO): calcium ion binding
Source: RefSeq, a predicted model, not a curated record